Molecule: messenger RNA, 3255 nt
Organism: Benincasa hispida (wax gourd)
Lineage: Eukaryota; Viridiplantae; Streptophyta; Magnoliopsida; Cucurbitales; Cucurbitaceae
Product: GPI transamidase component family protein / Gaa1-like family protein
Biological process (GO): attachment of GPI anchor to protein
Cellular component (GO): GPI-anchor transamidase complex; membrane
Source: RefSeq, a predicted model, not a curated record
CGACCAAGUAAGAACUAGUGCUCUACAUCACCAGAAUACCACUUGAAGAACCAAUCGACUCAAGAAACUCCCUCUCAACCCUCCUUCUCUUCCAAAUACUUGCAAUCCUCUCAAAACAAAACGAAUCUCUUUUAGUUUCCAUUAAAAUCACAAUAUUCGGAUUUUCUUGCCUAAGCAUCUCCUUCACUAACCUCCUUUUAACUUUUCCUUCCAACCCCCUCACAUCCAGGAGAAUUUUCAACAUUGGACCGAAAUGUGGCCGUGCCUCCUUAAGCGCUUUCUUGCUCCCAUAAUUGACAGAAAUGUCUAACUUUUUCAGCUCCCUAGCCAAUUUGUUGCUGCUUUCCUUCCUUCUCCCUUUACCCGCACCCACAACCUUUGAACCUUUCAAAACUCCUUCUCCGCCCUUCGCCUCAACCAGGUGAAUAUCCGCCGAAGCUAGAGCGGCCCAACUCUUACUCGUCUCACCUCCAAAAGCUGAGCCUACUUGACUGCCAAAGGGGACCAUCCCUGGAAUUAGAAUCCCCAACAACUCCUCUGUUGGGUAAGAGCAUACCUUCUCGCCCUGCCCCAUCACCCGUGGCUUGGACCAUCUGGUUAAAUAAUGGCCACUUUCCCAUUGAACUUAGUGGCGAAGAGGGUAUAACACACCCUGGAUAUGAAGGAGGAUGUAUAAAAAUGGGAUGGGAAAGAACACUCUCAUGGCCCGUUGGGCUCCCCCUUCCCCUCCCGGAAAGUACGGAAACGAAGGAAGUUAUAGUGAGAAACAACCUUUCCCCCUCCCUUAGCAAACCCCAACCUGGAAUGAGGAAGAGAUACCAAAGAAAGAGGACUCAUCUGGCUUGAAGAGCUGGCCACGCUUACCACCGGAUAAGAAAGAGAAGUGGCCCCACAAUAAUGUGAUAACGGCAGACCCUAUCGUCCGUCAAGUUCACCCUUCCUCCUUCCCAAGACAAAAACAGCGGGCCAGAAGCUAAAUAUUUAAAUAUGUUGUCUAACUUUGGCUUUCAAUAUGAAGUUCUGAAUGACUUCAAUAUUAGCGUCCUACAUUUACAAGCUUAAGAGGUUAGGAGAAACAGGCAAGCUGGGAACAGUCCUUGCCUGGAAAGUGGAAGCCAGCAGAUUUUAGCACAAUAUAUAUCAAAAUUGGGAGCAGAUGUUAAUUACCACAGGUUCCACCCGCAAUCUAGCCAGUUCCAUCCACUGCACUUUUUCUCUAGCCCUGAUUCAGGGAUCGUUCGGGGCAAUGUUAGCUGCAUGACACAGGGUAUUAACACUGUUGGCAUAAUAAGAGCACCACAAGCAGAUGGAAAGGAAGCCAUUGUUUUGGUGACACCUUACAAUCCUGUUAAGACCAGUCUUCAUGAUACUUUGUCCCUUGGCAUUGCUUAUUCAAUAUUUUCUUUGCUUACACAAGUAACUUGGUUGGCCAAAGACAUUGUAUGGCUCGUCGCGGAUUCACGAUAUGGGGAAUAUGAUGCAGUUUCAGCUUGGCUUAGAGACUAUCACGCUCCUGUAUUUGGUCGAUCCAGCGUGAUUGACACAGAUGCUUGUACUGAAACAAAUGUCCUUUAUGAAGUUGAAGCAAACCAUGCGACAGAAAAAAUAAAUCUAGAUGAUUUUAAACGUGCUGGAACGAUGGCUGCAGCCCUUGUUAUUAAGGUUUCAAAUAGAAGCGAACACUUUGAGGAUAGUCUCAGUGUCUAUGCUGAAGCGUCUAACGGUCAGAUGCCGAACCUGGACCUCAUCAAUAUUGUGAAUUAUCUAGCAGUACAUAGGCAAGGUUUUCGGAUUAAGAUUGAGAAAUUUUGGCCUCUACUAGAUUGCAAAUGGCUCAAGGUUUUGGGCGAAGUUUUUGAGUCAAUAGGAAAGAUUAUCAGAAGCUUGAACUCUGAGUGGAAAUUUGGCAUGCCAGCUUCUGACUAUGUUGAUGGCACGGCCACACUUGCAAGUUCGUUGUACUACCAGGCUGUGGGUAUUCCUACUGGUUCCCAUGGGGCUUUUCGAGAUUACCAAAUUGAUGCAAUUACUGUGGAGAUGUCCCCCAAAUUUUCUUCUGCUGUCAAGGUCAGGCGUGAUGAAUUCAUACUGCGAGGUGGCCGGUUAAUUGAAGGAGUUGUACGGUCAGUAAACAACCUCCUGGAGAAGUUCCAUCAGUCAUUCUUUCUAUACCUUAUGGUAUCCACCAGCAAAUUUGUAUCAGUUGGUGUAUAUAUGAUUGCAUUUGCACUCCUUGUUGCUCCACUACCAGCAGUUGCGGCCGCUCUCUAUUCCUAUGCCAAUAACAUGAAUCUAACCUUGGAAAAGGUCGAACCUCCAGCUCCAGCAAAUCCUGACAAUGAGCUUAUUGUCUCUUUAAGAUCAUGGAAAUGGCUUAAUGCCGCAAAAAGAGUUUUUGUUGUUCAUCUAUGGGGUGCUGUUGUUUCCUUACUUCCGUACUUCAUCUGCCAAAUACCUGGUUACAGUCCUACGGCAAACUCUAUUAUCUGGGCGUUGCUUUCGCUGCUCGCGCUUCUAAUUUUGUCUGUGAUAUUAGGCUCUCCUCUUGGUUCCACUAAAUCUUAUGAACAGCGGAUUCAAGAGUGGGCUUUCCUGAAAGCAAUGACCACCUCAACGGCCUUUAUUAGUUUGUGCCUAAUGUCAGUAAUUAACUUUGCUACUGCAGAACUUGGAGCCUUUUUGGUGGUGUCCAUGUGCUUGUUGGCACAUCCCCUGAAGCUUGAUUUAAUGGCUGGAAGCUUUAAAGCUCUUUCAAGGGCAGCCUGUAACAUUGUUCUGGGAUUCAUAGCUUUUCCACCUGUUACUUUCUUCUUGUUUAAAGCUGCUUUGCAAGGUUUUGACAAUCUACAUAUUGGCGACUUCUGGAACUGGAUGGAGACCCUCUGGGCAUGGAACAGUGCUACUUUUCUCUACUUAGGUAUGGUUCAUCUUCCAUGCUGGGUAUUAUGUACACAAAUUUUACUUCAUCCAUGUUGAGUACCUUAUUUAGUUUUUUCCGUGACAUUUGAUUAGACCAGCCAAUUAAUAGAUUCUUAGAGUACCUAAAUUUUGUAUUUGAUCUGUAGGCUGAACAGUUAAUUCAUUGAACUUUUACUUAGUCCCUGAGAAAUAGGUUUCAACUGUAUUGGAACAAGUUACACGUUCAUCUCUGUAUGGUAGCUUCUGUAAGCAGGCCUUAAAGCCUACUUUGUGUUACUGUUGUUUAAACUUUAUACUUGUAGGAUUAAUACAGUAAACUUUUACCUUCUUGGAAAA